Messenger RNA from Aquila chrysaetos chrysaetos, 2710 nucleotides. It is a transcript of the gene CGAS, whose product is annotated as cyclic GMP-AMP synthase. Gene Ontology annotation, cellular component: cytosol; nucleus; site of double-strand break. The transcript has 6 exons. Lineage: Eukaryota; Metazoa; Chordata; Aves; Accipitriformes; Accipitridae. The record is from RefSeq and is a predicted model, not a curated record. Gene Ontology annotation, molecular function: chromatin binding; 2',3'-cyclic GMP-AMP synthase activity; double-stranded DNA binding. Bases 85 to 1671 code for a protein of 528 amino acids. Gene Ontology annotation, biological process: activation of innate immune response; positive regulation of defense response to virus by host; DNA damage response.
GGAGCGGGGCCUGGAGCAGGAAGUCCGUCUGAGGCGAAAGGCGGGAACCUGCUCCGCGGAGUCGGCGGUGAGGGAGCGGAGGCCAUGGACGGCAGAGGGGAGCGGGGCGGGCGGAGAGGGCGGCCCGCAGCCUCGCGGGGCCGGGGCGCGGUGAAGGCCGCAGCCCGCAGCUCCUCGCCGGGCCGGGGCCGGGGCCGGGGCGCGGGCGGCGGGCCGGGGGACGCCGCCGCCGCCGCCACCCUCCGUGGAGCGCGGAGGGACGGAUCCGCCGCCCGGCGCGGCCCCCCGGCGAGGCGAGGCUCCGUCGUCAGGAACCUGCCGGCGGGGCCGGCCGCGGGGGGCGGAGAGGCCCCCGCCGCCCCUCGGAGCAGGGCAGCGGCCGCCGGAGCCCCCGCGGCGCGGAGGCGAGCGGCGGUGCCCGACGGGACGGUCGUUCCCCCCGUGGCGGCCGCCUCGUCGUCGGGCGGCCCGCGGCUGCGGGAGGUGCUGUCGCGGCUGAGCCUGGGCCGGCAGGACGUGUCCGAGGCGUCGGGGCUGGUGAACCAGGUGGUCUCGCAGCUGAUCCAGGCCAUCCGGAGCCAGGAGGGCAGCUUCGGCUCCAUCGAGCGGCUGGGCGCCGGCAGCUACUACGAGCACGUCAAGAUAUCUGAACCGAAUGAGUUUGACAUCAUGCUCGUAAUGCCUGUUUCAAGACUUCAGCUGGAUGAAUGUGAUGACACUGGAGCCUAUUAUUACCUAACGUUCAAAAGAACUCCAAAAGAGAAGCAUUUGUUUAAGUUUUUAGAUGAAGAUGGAAAAUUAUCAGCCUUUAAAAUGCUUCAAGCACUAAGAAACAUUAUUAAACGAGAAGUAAAAAACAUUAAAAAUGCAGAAGUAACUGUGAAAAGGAGGAAGGCUGGAAGCCCUGCAAUAACUCUUCAGAUCAAAAAUCCUCCAGCAGAAAUAUCAGUGGACAUCAUCUUAACUUUGGAAGUUCAGCAGAGCUGGCCACCCAGCACACAGGAUGGCCUCAAAAUUGAACAGUGGCUUGGAAGAAAAGUCAGGGGAGAGUUCAGAAACAAAUCACUUCAUUUAGUAGCCAAGCAAAACAAAAAAGAAAAGGUUCUAAGAGUUGCAGACACUGGUACUUACUGCUGUGGAACAGUUUUAACAAUCUUGUACUCAACUUUAGGAAACACCUGGCGACUCUCUUUCUCGCAUAUUGAGAAGGCCAUGCUGAACAACCACGGCAGCUCAAAGACAUGUUGUGAAUCUGAUGGACCAAAGUGCUGUAGGAAAGGUUGUCUUAAGCUUCUGAAGUAUCUUCUAGAGCAACUUAAAAUGAAAUAUACAAAACAGCUGGAAAAAAUCUGUUCAUAUCACGUCAAAACUGCUUUUUUCCACUCGUGUGUCAUGUGGCCAAAUGACACAGACUGGCAUUUGGGAGACCUGGAUCACUGCUUUCAGAAAUACCUGGGAUAUUUUCUGGAUUGCCUGCAAAAAUCUGAGCUGCCGCACUUUUUUAUUCCCCGAUACAACUUGCUCAGCCUGGAAGAUAAAGCAAGCAGUGAUUUCCUUUCAAGACAAAUAAACUAUCAGUUGAACAACAGAUUCCCAAUAUUUCAGGAGAGAUGUCACCUGCAAAAUAUCUUCAAGGUAUGCAGAAAGUACAGAAGAAUUUGCAGUAGUUAAGUUUCCCACAUGUAACUUCUACGAUUCCAAAUAUAAAGGCAUCAAUGACUGGGUAAAGUGAAAAAUGAUGAUUUUAUUUAAAAUGAAGAUCCAUUGCAGAAUAUCCAAAACACACUCCUGCUUUCAAAAGAAAACAAUAAAAAGUCACUGGAGUUACUUCGACAUAAACCAGAACAACUUCUCCAGAUCAGCUGGAGUGGAUGAAGACCUUUUGCAGAGGACAGUCACCAGCAGCAGAGAGAGAAUAUGGUAUCAAAACAGUAUGAACUUCCUGAAGUAACUUACCUUCUCUCAGUCUUCAGAAUUGCUUUAGAAAUUAGUCUUUUCACUGGACUUUGGACAGGAAGCAAUCAUUAUCUAAUGUGCUGCAAAAGAGUAAAUGUUAUUGUGCCAAUCAGCAUUUGUGUGACAACUCUUGUGGAAAGAAAUGUAUCUUCAACCUGUAUCGAGGAGGCAGAGUCUCCUCCAUGUGAAAGGUUAUCAAAACCAAAAUGCAGCAUGAAUCUGACAUUCUCGGAAUUGGAAUUCAGCUCAUGUUGAAGCUCUUAUAUUGAAGAAUAUGUCUUUUAGGAAAAAAAAUAAUAAUUGUAAUAUUUCCUAUUAUUGAAAUCAUGCAGGUGAUAAAUACAGAGCAUUUGGGAACUGCUGUGCUGUAUUUUGCCUUUUCUUAAAGAAGCCAUGGGAAGUCCAUAUUUUUAGCCUACUUUUUGAAGGCAAAAUAACCUACUGGCUUAAAUAAUGCCCAGACUUCACCUCAGUUAUGAGGAUAUAAAAAAAGAGGGAAGGCCAGAAGAACAUUUAGAGAAUAAUUUUACUAUAAUAGUCUCAUCUUACUAGAUUCAGUUUAUUAGUUAUUCAUUUCAUCAUAUGACAUGAGUAAACACAAGUGUCAAAUGACUAAGUGUCAAAUGAAGGAAUAGCUCCUUCCCAUAUAACUUCCAACAAGUGAAAACACACCCCAUUAUCAUUAGCAGUCUGUGUGACAGAACCUGACAUCCAAAUGUAAAAUUUGAAUAAACUUUAUCUGAAAGAAAUAGAA